Molecule: messenger RNA, 3471 nt
Organism: Astyanax mexicanus (Mexican tetra)
Lineage: Eukaryota; Metazoa; Chordata; Actinopteri; Characiformes; Acestrorhamphidae
Product: NLR family CARD domain-containing protein 3
Exons: 9
Coding region: 88-3171 (1027 amino acids)
Molecular function (GO): protein binding
Source: RefSeq, a predicted model, not a curated record
AAUGGCCCUGUUAGUAUUGAAAUUUGCUCUAAACACAAAGAUGAUUGUCAUUCAGAUGGAAGGAAGUAUUCUGAGACAUCUAAUGAUAUGGACGUUUUGCAGGAAGCUUGUGCAAAGCUUAAGUCUUCUUUUAUAAUGAAAUUUGGAAUGAUCGAUGGCAUAGCAAUAGAGGGAACGCAGACGCCUCUAGAGGAGGUCUACACAGAGCUUUACAUCACUGAAGGAGAAAGUGAUUCAAUCAACACUGAACAUGAAAUAUGGCAAAUUGAAAGAGCGUCUCGAGCGCACACUUCACUGGAUACUUCGAUCACCUGUGAUAAUAUCCUGACACCCUCAGAAAAGAGUCUAAAGAAGAAAAGCAGGGUCGUCCUAACCAAAGGUAUCGCAGGUAUUGGAAAAUCUGUUUCGGUCCAGAAGUUCAUCCUCAACUGGGCACAGUGCAAAGCCAACCAGGGUGUUGACCUUGUGUUCUACAUGCCUUUCAGAGAGCUUAAUUUGUAUCAAGGUCAGUGGAGUCUUCAUAAGCUUCUUUUGAACUUUCAUCCUGAGCUAGAGGAAAUAAAAGCUCCCCCUAACAUGAUUUUGAGCAGCAACGUUGUGCUGAUAUUGGACGGUUUGGAUGAGAGCAGAUUGCCUUUAGCUUUUGAAAGCAACCAGUUGUUUUCAGAUGUGACAAAGGAGAUGUCGCUUGAUGUUCUGAUAACAAACAUCUUAAAGGGAAACCUACUGAAUUCAGCCCAGAUCUGGGUGACUUCAAGACCAGAGGCGUCCCUCAAAAUCUCCAGAUACACUGAUCACGUAACGGAAAUCAGAGGCUUCACUGAUCAACAGAAGGUGGAGUACUUCAGGAAGCAGAUUAAGGAUAAAACUCUGGCCAGUGCAAUCAUCUCACACAUUAAAGUCUCAAGGAGCCUUCAUAUUAUGUGUCACAUACCGGUGUUCUGCUUAAUCCUGGCAUCUGUGCUCCAGUCUCUACCAGCUGAAGAGGAAGACACAGUACCGAAAACUUUGACCGAAAUGUACAUACACUUCUUGAUCAUUCAGGCACGCCUGGAUAGCAACAAACGUGGAGAAACCCUUGAAAUGGACCCUGUACUGAUUUUAGAAUCAAAUAAACCCCUAAUCCUGAAGCUUGCUGAGCUGGCUUUUGAGGAACUGAUGAAAGGCAACUUGAUCUUCUCAGAGAAAGAGCUGAGGGACUUCAGUAGUGAUCUUAGCAAAGUCUUGAUGAGCACCGGAUUGUGCACUGCCAUUUUCAAAAGAAGACGUGGUAUCUACCGAGAGAAGUUCUACAGCUUUAUUCACAUGAGCUUCCAAGAGUUUCUUGCAGCUCUGCAUGUUUUUCUAGCUUGUGUUAAGAAGGACAGGAAGACACUGGAGGUACUUCUUGGAAGUGGCACCCAAUGCGAGAACAUGUCCUUGCAAGACCUUCUCAAGCAGGCGGUGGAUAAAACACUCCUAAACACCCAGGGUUCCCUAGACCUUUUCCUCCGUUUCCUCCUUGGCAUUUCUUUGGAAGCCAAUCAGGACCUCCUGCAGGCUUUGCUCAUGCACAGAGAAGACAGCGCAGAGGUUAUUGAGAGCACAUGCAAGUACAUUAAAGGCAUAAAAAGGAAGGACAUCUCCCCGGAAAGGUGCAUCAAUCUUUUCCUUUGCUUGCUUGAGAUGAAUGACAACACACUGCAUUUUGAGAUUCAAGAGUACCUGCAGUCAGAAAAGCGCUCCAUCAAAGAGCUCUCACCAGCUCAGUGCUCCGCUCUGGCGUACAUGCUGCUGAUGUCUGAGGAAGUGCUGGACGAGUUUGACCUGAAGAAAUACAACACGUCAGUGGAAGGUCGGAGGAGACUGAUACCAGCUGUAAAGUGUUGCAGAAACGCAUUGUUAGCAGACUGUGAACUUUCGGAGAAGUCCAUUGACAGUGUGGCCUUGGCACUACAGCUAGCCAACUCACACCUGAGAGAGCUGGAUUUGAGUUAUAAUGAUGCAAAAGCAUCAUUCAGGACAAGAAAUAAAUGUGAAGAUUCCAAUGUAGGGUUCAGUUUGCUUUCAGAUGGUUUGAAGAGUCCAAACUGCAAACUGGAAAUUUUGAGGUUGGUGAGAUGUCACCUUAACAAAGAAAGUUGUGAAGCUUUGUCUGAGGCGCUAAGCUUGAAAUCCACCUGCCUAAAAGAGAUGAACCUUAGUACCAAUGACUUGCAGGAUUUAGGAGUUGAACAGCUCGCAAAAGGACUGAAGAGUUCACACUGUAAACUGGAAAAACUCAUACUUGUUGGAUGCAAUCUUACUAAGGUCAGUGCUGAGACACUAGCCCUAGCUCUCAGCUCAGACUCAACUCUGAGGGAACUGAAUCUGAGUGACAAUGACCUGCAAGAUUCAGGAGUGAAGCUACUUUCAGUAGGAUUGAGAAAUCAACACUGUAAACUGGAAAUACUGAAGUUGUCUGGUUGCAUGAUCACAGAGGAAGGAUGUUAUUCUCUUGCUUCAGCUGUGAAUUCAAGCCAAUCCCACCUGAAAGAUCUGGAUCUAAGCUAUAAUCAUCCAGGAGAAUCAGGGUGGAUGAAGCUUUUGAGCUGUAAACUAAAGAUACUGAACACAGACCAUGGAGGACAGAAACGAAUCAAACCAGGCCUUUCAAAAUAUGCCUGUGAUCUCACACUGGAUCCAAACACCUCAAACACCAAUCUCUUAUUAUCUGAAGACAAAAGGAGGGUCGUACUGCAAAGGCAGAAAGUUGAGUAUCCCGUGCACCGUGAGAGAUUUGAGUUCUGUAAGCAAGUCCUGUGUAAGGAGCCACUGUCUGGACGCCACUACUGGGAGGUGAAGUGGCAGAAGAAAAUGAUCGCCGGGGUGACCUACAAAGAGAUCAACAGGAAAGGACAAGGCGAUGACUGCAGUCUGGGGUUUAACGACAAAUCCUGGAGCCUGGAAUGUGACAACUUCUGCCAAAGUGUCUGCCACAAAAGUAAGAGCACAGUACAGCAGGGCACCACCUCCUCACGAGUGGGAGUGUAUCUGGACUGGCCAGCCGGCACUCUGUCCUUCUACAGCAUCUCUAAACAUCACAAACUGACCCACAUACAUACGUUCCAGUCCACAUUCACCGAGCCGCUCUAUGCAGGCUUUAAACUCGGAGUGCCUCAGUCAUCAGUUAUAUUGUGCAACAUGGAAUGACCUCUACUUUACCUGUAUCUGUAAGAAUGCAGCAUGUACCCCAGCCACCAGCAGAUGGCCUGGACACAGUGUAAGAACUGGUGGAUCUGGACCAAAUAACUCCAAGUUCCAGCAUCCUCAGCAGUAAUCAGCACUGAACACUGAAUGCAUCAGCUAUGAGACAGUAUAAAAUCCUCAUUCAAAUCUCAGUUGUCGCACCUUUGUAGAAGGGUAACCGGUAACAAUGGGUAAACAAGAAAUGACAAAAGACAAAAACAAGAUCUCAAAAAAAGAAAAAAGAAGACCUCAAAAGAAAGCCAA